UAUAGUUAAUACUUUAUUAGCAUAGUUAGUGUAGUUAGUAGUAGUUAGUGCUGUUGGCACAGUUAGCAUAGUUAGCGUUGUUAGUUAGGAUAGUUAGCAUUGCUAGUUAGUGCUGUCAGUCAGUGUAGUUAGGUCACAAGUAUGCAGGGCCUCACAGCCAACUGUGCUGACAAGGAGGCUCAUAUUGAUGAUUAUGAGAUCCUCCACACCAUUGGCGAAGGCAGCUUUGCUAAAGUGAAGCUGGCCCGGCACAUUCUGACCGGGAGACAGGUGGCUGUAAAGGUCAUUAAAAAGAGUCGUCGGAGCUUCUCAACUUUCCAGCAGCGACUUUUCCGGGAAGUGCACAGUAUGAAGGCUCUGAAUCACCCCAAUAUUGUAAAACUGCUGGGGGUGAUUGACACGAAGAAGACAAUGUUCUUAAUAAUGGAGUACCUCAGUGGUGGGGACAUGUACACCUACUUGAACAUACAUGGCCGUAUGACAGAGGCACAGGCCCGAGGCCCGUUCCAGCAGCUGGUCUCUGCUCUGCAACACUGCCACCAGAGGGGCAUCGUGCACCGGGACCUGAAGCCACCGAACCUCCUCUUUGAUGCCAACAUGAAUAUAAAACUCAGACUUUGGCUUCAGCAACAAGUGUGAUGACAGCAGGAAACUGGACACGUUCUGCGGCACAGUCGCGUAUGCUGCCCCGGAACUCUUGCUGGGGCAGAGGUACAGCGGCCCUGCGGCGGACGUGUGGAGCCUGGGAGUAGUGUUCUACAACAUGGUAACUGGGUCCAGUCCCUUUGUGGGAAAAGACAUGCAGGAGCUGCGGAAGCAAAUCUUAAAAGGGCAAU
This is a messenger RNA of Kogia breviceps (pygmy sperm whale), 836 nucleotides long. NCBI's taxonomy places the organism in Eukaryota, Metazoa, Chordata, Mammalia, Artiodactyla, Physeteridae. The record is from RefSeq and is a predicted model, not a curated record.